Spodoptera litura is the source of this 609-nucleotide messenger RNA. The record is from RefSeq and is a predicted model, not a curated record. NCBI's taxonomy places the organism in Eukaryota, Metazoa, Arthropoda, Insecta, Lepidoptera, Noctuidae.
AUGAGCAACCCAACUGCACAACAAAGCAAGAUGACAACCUCGUCCACAAUCCUGAACGAGGCUGUAGAGUUGGCUACUGUGACAAUUUCAUCAAGAAUACCAGAAUUUUGGUGUGAUCAGCCAAGAUUAUGGUUUGUGCAGUGUGAAGCUAUUUUAGGUCCACAAAAACUCAGCGACGAAGCUAGAUUCAAUCUUGUUGUGGCAAAACUUGGCAAAGACGUUAUCCAGCAGGUUAGCGACAUUUUGUUGAAGCCUCCAGAAAACAAAAAGUUUGAAACGCUCAAGGCUCGUUUGUUGGUGGCCUACGAAGAAUCGGAAAACAGACAAUUUCAAAAACUUCUCUCAGAAAUGCAACUCGGAGACCAGAAACCCUCACAGCUUUUAAGGCGCAUGAAAGAUCUGGCGCGAGGCAAAAUUCCGGACGAAACACUAAUAAUCAUGUGGCAAGGUCACUUACCAUCGGCGGUACGAGCAGUGUUAGCGGUCAGCGAGAUGAAAGAUUUGGAGAAAUUGGCGGCGGUAGCAGAUAAGAUAAUGGAAACUACAAGACCUUUAAACGAUAUAGCGGAGAUACAAGCAACGACUUCUAAGAGCAAGGUCAAGGUUUAG